Molecule: messenger RNA, 2201 nt
Organism: Portunus trituberculatus (swimming crab)
Lineage: Eukaryota; Metazoa; Arthropoda; Malacostraca; Decapoda; Portunidae
Product: ras-related protein ced-10-like
Exons: 5
Coding region: 152-706 (184 amino acids)
Biological process (GO): small GTPase-mediated signal transduction
Molecular function (GO): GTPase activity; GTP binding
Source: RefSeq, a predicted model, not a curated record
CGCCCCGUUUCCUGUGAGGGUGUACCAAGGCCCGCCACCGAUGCAUUAAGACAACCACGGUGACUCGAGAACCUCCAGUGUGCCCCGCAACUCGGCCCGUCUCGCCUUACCUCGCCCCGCCUCUCCUCGCUCAAGUGCCAAAGAGAUAAAGAUGAGUGCCAGUGGACGGGUGCUGAAGAUGGUGGCGGUGGGUGACGGUUUUGUGGGCAAGACAACGCUGCUCAUCACUCACACCACGGGAGUCUUCGAGGGUGACUAUGUGCCCACAGUGUUCGAAAACUACGCCGGCACGAUGAUGGUGGACGACGCUGAGUACUCCUACACGCUCUGGGACACGGCGGGCCAGGAGGGGUUCGACCAGUGCCGCGUCUUGUGCUACUCUGAGACCAACGUGUUCCUCGUGUGUUUCGCUAUCAAUUCUCCGACUUCCUUUGAGAACGUGAAAAAUAUUUGGUUGCCGGAGAUAAGACGUGAAUGUGGACAGAAGAUUUCCGCGGUGCUUGUAGGCACCAAGUCAGAUCUGCGCUCUUCCACCCCCUCCGAGCGCGUGGUGAAGAAAGCUGAUGGGAAGAAACUUGCCCGAGCCCUCAAGAUGCACGGCUAUGUGGAGACCUCGGCCAAACUACAGGAAGGAUGCACAGAAGCGUUCGAGGAGGCGAUACGAGCUACCGUAAAGCCGCCUCGCAGUGUGUGUGUGGUGCUAUGAGAGGGGUGAGCGUGUGUGUGUGGCAUGGUCAUGUUGUUCGCUUUAAUAGCAAUGUAUCGUGUCACUAAUUGUAUAGUAGGUACAGCAUUAGUUACUGCCUCAGUAGGUGUGCGGCAGGGCUCUCCGACAUCCUGUCUCUUAUUUGUUCUUUUUGUUGAUGAUUUCAUUCGGUUAAUCAAACAAAAUUGUGGGUUAGACGGUUUUUUGGCCUGGCUUCAUGUUUUGGUCCUCAUGGACGAUACAGUUUUGCUUUCUACAUCAAGAAGAGGAAUGUUAAGUAAAGUAAGGAAUCUGAACCAGUUUUGUGCUUCACACGGCAUGAUCAUCAAUACGAAUAAAACAAAGUUUUUUUGUGAUCCAUGGCAAUGAUUCAGAUAACGAGGCAAUGAGAUUGGACGGAUUAACGAUUGAGCCCUGUGAGCAGUAUGUAUACCUUGGGAGUCCUUUUACGGCUGACGGCUCCACCUCGUCAGCCAUCAAAGUACACGCCCAGCAAAAAAUGUGUCAAGUUCUUAAAUUUGUUUCAUUUAUAACUAAAAAUAAGGAUGUACCAUUCUAUAUUAAGCGAAAGGUAUUUCAAGCAGCCUUGAUGUCUAGUAUCUUAUACGAGUGUGAGUCAUGGCUAAACGGUAACAUCAAACCAAUUCACAAAUUGUAUGUGUGGUGUGUCAAACAGCUCUUAGGGGUAAGGAAAAAUACUUGUAAUGAUUUAUGUCUAAUAGAACUUGGCUUACCACCUGUGUACGCUCUGAUCAAAUCUAAACAAAGAAAGUUUUCUCGCGAAUGUGGAGUGGGAGAAGAAACAUGGCAGAUGAUCCAUGGGCCCAUGCUGUUCGGGUGAUUUCUGGAUAUAAUUUUCCUACGGCUUACUAUGUACAAGAUCUAAUUAACAACAAUUAUGACGAUGUACGGCAGGCUAUUGACGGUAUUAAGGAAAAGUUAAGAGCAUCUCAGUCGUCAAGAGUAGAUUUAUAUUGUCUACUAAAUCAGAGCUUAGACGUGCAUGGAAUUUACAAUUCGAAUGUAAGAGUUAAAGAAUUUGAAAGAAUAUCUUGGUCAAGAUUACGUUUAAGUGGUCAUUCUUUGGCGAUAGAAGAAGGGCGUUGGAACCGGCGGGGUCGUGGUCGUCUACCGCUGGAGGAAAGACUGUAUCUGUGGUGAAGUUCAAACGGAGCGUCACGUCUUCGAACAGUGCCCUCGGUCUUUGCUUUUACGUCAGCAGUAUGGCGUGACGACUUUAAAAAAUUUAGUCUGCGAAAGAAAUGAUUUCGACAUAGUUUGUCAUGUAAUCCACAAGAUUCUAAAUGUUUAUGUAUAAAUAUAAACCCAGUGUGUGUGUGCAUUUGUUGGAAUACUAUGAUUAUCCACUGCUUCAACGGAUUUAUGAAAAUAUUUAAAAAUUUUUUGACGAAAUUUGUGUAAAUAUGUUGGACCAUAGUUGUAUUAUAUGUAUGUUAUUUAUCUAUUCCGUGGUCAAUAAACUAUCUAUUUAUCU